Molecule: messenger RNA, 324 nt
Organism: Zingiber officinale
Lineage: Eukaryota; Viridiplantae; Streptophyta; Magnoliopsida; Zingiberales; Zingiberaceae
Exons: 2
Coding region: 1-324 (107 amino acids)
Source: RefSeq, a predicted model, not a curated record
AUGUGGAUUAAUAUUCAAAUUGGUCUUGAGCUUCCACGAGAUGACACUGGAAAGCCAGUUUCAUGUGUGAACUGGGGCGCUAGUUUAAUGAAGAAAGUUGAAGCCGACGCCAAAGCAACCUGCACCCUACAAUGCGGCUUGACAAAAGAAGAACUGAACAGAGUCGGCCCAUUCUCAAGUGCGAAAAAGCUGUGGGAAAAACUGAUCGAGCUGCAUGAAGAGACUUUUGAUACUAAAGAAGGUGAGACAGCUAGCCAACUUCAAUCACGUAUUCAAGAUCUGCUGAACGGUCAUCAUCGAAUCGGACAGAAGGUGGAGAAUUGA